Messenger RNA from Pundamilia nyererei, 3835 nucleotides. It is a transcript of the gene erc2, whose product is annotated as ELKS/RAB6-interacting/CAST family member 2. Gene Ontology annotation, cellular component: cytoskeleton of presynaptic active zone. The coding region runs from base 272 to 3727 and encodes 1151 amino acids. Lineage: Eukaryota; Metazoa; Chordata; Actinopteri; Cichliformes; Cichlidae. Gene Ontology annotation, biological process: regulation of synaptic plasticity; neuromuscular synaptic transmission; maintenance of presynaptic active zone structure. The transcript has 20 exons. The record is from RefSeq and is a predicted model, not a curated record. Gene Ontology annotation, molecular function: structural constituent of presynaptic active zone.
UGGCGUGUAGAGGAGGAGAGAGAGCGUGCCCGCUGCCCAAUGACAGCGCAGGAUGCUGAGAGAGGCUGCUCGGGUGAAUGGAGGCGACAAGAUGCCGUCUAGAGCGGCGAAGAAGAGGAAUUAACAUCGAUAAAGAUCUGACUUUGAUCUACUCCACCUUUUCAGACAUGAAAUAAGUCACCCAUGUGCAGUUCUAAGAGUCAGAGCAGUCUCAUUAUAACUCGCCCCUGUUAAGGACCCCUCUGGUGGCUACACCGCCGAAUCACAGGACAUGUACGGCAGUGCCAGAGCUGUAGGCCAUGUAGAGAGCAGCCCCGUACGGUCCCCGCGCCUACCAAGGUCCCCCAGACUGGGCCAUCGAAGGGCACACAGUGGGAGUGGGGGCGGUGCGGGGGGCAAGACGCUCUCCAUGGAGAACAUCCAGUCCCUCAACGCUGCCUAUGCUACUUCGGGGCCCAUGUACCUGAGUGACCACGAGGGCGUGGGCUCCACUGCCACCUACCCAAAAGGCACUAUGACUCUGGGUCGCGCCACCAGUCGGGCCAUGUAUGGGGGCCGUGUCACAGCCAUGGGCAGCAGUCCCAAUAUUGCUUCUGUGGGGCUGCCUCAUGCUGACCUUCUGUCUUACAGUGACCUGGGCUCCCUCUCCAUGCUGCACCCCCACCACCACCAGGGGGUGCCCUCUGCUCUGCUGAGGCAGGCAGUGCGGGGCAGUGGUGGGGAGCUGCUGGAGAUGCAGGCCCAGCUCAGGGAGAUGCAGAGGGAGAAUGAGAUGCUGCGACGGGAGCUUGACCUGAAGGACAGUAAGUUGGGAUCUUCCACCAACAGCAUCAAGAGUUUCUGGAGUCCUGAACUGAAGAAGGAGAGGAUAAUGAGGAAAGAAGAGGCGGCUCGUACGUCAAUCCUCAAAGAGCAAAUGAGAGUCACUCAUGAGGAGAACCAGCUGCUGGAUGCCAGGAGAACCAAGCAUCUUCAGAUGACCAUCCAAGCUCUGCAGGAUGAAUUGCGCACACAGCGAGACCUCAACCACCUGCUGCAGCAGGAGAGCGGUAACCGCUCUGGGUCUGAGCAUUUCACCACCAUUGAGCUGACAGAGGAGAACUUCCGGCGGCUGCAGGCUGAACAUGACAGACAGGCCAAGGAGCUCUUCCUGCUGAGAAAGACCCUAGAGGAGAUGGAACUGAGGAUUGAGACCCAGAAACAAACCCUGGGUGCCAGAGAUGAGUCAAUUAAGAAGUUGCUUGAGAUGCUACAGAGCAAAGGGCUGCCCCCGGGCCCGGGCAGGGCGACCGAGGAGGAGGAGCAAGAACGAGCCCGGCGCAUUGCAGAAGCAGAGGCGCAACUGGGACACCUGGAGGUCAUUCUGGAUCAAAAGGAGAAGGAAAACAUCCAUUUGCGAGAGGAACUGCACAGAAGAAAUCAACUGCAUCAGGACCCAAGUAAAACUAAGGCCCUGCAGACCAUUAUAGAGAUGAAAGACACCAAAAUUGCCUCUCUGGAACGCAACAUUCGGGAUCUGGAGGAUGAGAUUCAAAUGCUGAAGGCAAACGGCUUACUGAACACAGAGGACAGAGAAGAGGAAAUCAAACAGAUGGAGGUCUACAAGAACCACUCUAAGUUUAUGAAGACGAAGAUUGACCAGUUGAAGCAGGAGUUGUCAAAGAAAGAGUCAGAACUGCUGGCUCUGCAGACGAAGCUAGAGACCCUCAACAACCAGAACUCAGACUGCAAACAGCAUAUCGAGGUGCUCAAAGAGUCUCUCACUGCCAAGGAGCAACGUGCUGCCAUCCUGCAAACGGAGGUUGACGCUUUACGUCUACGUCUGGAGGAGAAAGAGUCCUUCUUGAACAAGAAAACCAAGCAGCUGCAGGACCUGACGGAGGAGAAGGGUACUCUCGCCGGAGAAAUCAGGGACAUGAAGGACAUGCUUGAGGUCAAAGAAAGAAAGAUUAAUGUCCUGCAGAAAAAGAUUGAGAACCUGCAGGAGCAGCUGCGGGACAAAGACAAGCAGCUGGGGAACCUCAAGGACAGGGUCAAGUCUCUGCAGACCGACUCCAGUAACACAGACACUGCCCUGGCCACCCUGGAAGAGGCGCUGUCAGAGAAGGAGAGGAUUAUUGAGCGUUUGAAGGACCAAAGGGAGAGAGAAGACAGAGAACGACUGGAAGAAGUGGAAUCAUAUAAGAAAGAGAACAAGGAAUUGAAGGAGAAGGUGAACAGCCUGCAGAUAGAACUAACAGAAAAGGAGUCCAGUCUCAUCGAUCUGAAAGAACACGCAUCAUCCCUGGCAUCCUCUGGCCUCAAGAAGGAUUCAAAGCUCAAGUCACUGGAGAUUGCAAUUGAGCAGAAAAAAGAGGAAUGUAGUAAGUUGGAGACACAGUUACAGAAGCAAGCUGAGCAGCUAUUCAGUCACAUGAACACUCCUAAAGCCCAUGAAGUGGAGCAGCAGUCGGGCUCCAGAGGGAACCCAGAGUAUGUGGACCGGGUGAAACUGCUGGAAAAGGAAGUGAGCUACUACAAGGAUGAAGCUAAUAAGGCUCAAACAGAGGUGGAGAGACUGCUGGACAUCCUGCGAGAGGUGGAAACCGAAAAGAAUGAUAAGGACAAGAAAAUUGCUGAGUUGGAAAGUCUAGCUCCCAGACAAGGGGGUAAAGAUCAAGCUAAAAAGGGUUCAAACAUCAAACUGGGGCUGCAAGGUGACAAGAAAGGCUUGGGACAGGACCCUCGUAAGGACAGCUCCAUAGAUGGUGGUCACCACUUGAAGUUGGAGGAGCUAAUGAACACGCUAGAAAGGACGAGGCAAGAGCUGGAUGCCACCAAGCAGCGUCUCUCCUCCACACAGCAGUCUUUACAGGAGAGGGACACUCACCUCACCAACAUGAGACAAGAACGCAGGAAACAGCUGGAGGAGAUCCUUGAAAUGAAACAACAAGCUCUGCUGGCAGCAAUUAGUGAGAAAGAUGCUAAUAUUGCACUGCUGGAACUGUCUGCCUCGAAUAAAAAGAAGACCCAGGAGGAGGUGCUAGCCCUCAAGAGGGAGCGGGACAAACUGAUGCACCAGCUCAAACAACAUACACAAAGCAGAAUGAAGCUGAUAGCCGACAACUAUGAAGACGAGCAAUAUCAUCCACAUGCUCCUCACCACCCCCAGUCUCAGCCCCCACAUGCUCCACCUCAGCCCCAGCCCCAGUAUUCCCACGCUCCCCACCCUCAACAGACUCCAUAUCCACACGCCCCGCACCCGCAACAUCCGCAACACCAACAGCACCCACAGCACCUGCAACACCCACAGCACCCACAGGCAUCCCAGCAACACCCACACCCACAGCAGCCACAGAUGCAGUACCCUCACCCUCCUCACCAGCAACAUCCUCAGCACCCUCAGCCACCUCCCCAGCACCAACAGCACCCACGCCCUCCACAGCCCCAGCACCCUCACCAACAGCACCCCCAGCAUCCUCAGCAGCACCCACAUGGGCAUCUGCCUCCGCAGCACCCUCACCCUCAGCACCCACACGGACCUCCGCAACAGGGGCCACACCCCCAACAUCCACACCCUCAGCACCCCCAGCACCCCCAGCACCCUCAGCAUCCCCAACACCCUCACCAUGCCCAACAUCCACGUCACCCGUCGCCCCACCAUCGCGGGGGACCAGCCCGAGGACCCCCGCAUGCUGGUCAUCGCCCUUCCCCAGACCAGGAUGACGAGGAGGGCAUUUGGGCAUAAUCCUUGCUGUGACAACCAAAGCUCUAAUGUUGUUUUGAGGGAUGAUUCAGUCACUACUGGAGGAGCACAGCCAUGCCAUGAUGUUGUAACACUACCCAACUAAAUAUU